Molecule: messenger RNA, 2844 nt
Organism: Aspergillus alliaceus
Lineage: Eukaryota; Fungi; Ascomycota; Eurotiomycetes; Eurotiales; Aspergillaceae
Exons: 2
Coding region: 355-2688 (777 amino acids)
Source: RefSeq, a predicted model, not a curated record
UCAUAAUGCACAAGACUCCCUCAUUCCCAGAAUAGUCGUUUCGUUUUCUUUUUUCUUUUUACUCUUUUCUUCUUUCAGCAUUCGUUCCUUUCUCGUGGGGAUUUCCCCUUUCAUACAACGCACUCUCGUGUCUUUCCAUCGCUCCCAUAGAUCAGGACACUGCGUAUCGAUCUUUACAUCCCUGACGCACGGCGUGCUUUCCCGUGGCCCAUUCAUUCCCCACUCGACCGCUUUUUUUUUUUGGCCCCUUUCCUUUUUUACACGGUCGUCUUGUCUCACGGACUUCCUCUCAUCUACUAUAUUCUAUUUGACUGGGUUUAAUGCCUGUCAAAUGCAACAACAUAAACAUUCAGAAUGAGUGUUGUCGCCAGUAGACCUGACAGCGCCGCUGUACCCUAUUCGCCAAUUCCUCACCAAGGCCGUGGUUACAAGGAUCCCUAUACAGUGUCGGUGCAGCCGGUCUCAUCCCGCACGUCAUCCAUAUCCUCCUUUAAGUCCAAUUAUAGUGUGUCAACAGCCCCAACGGCGUACUCCCCGAUCUCGCCUAGCUCCUCAUAUCAUCUCUGCGAUUCGGCUGCGUCUUUGGAUAAAAUUUUGGAGUCUAAGAUUAAGCGACUGCCUCUGGACGUGCUCGACAAUAUCUUGAAUCAACUGGAAUCCUUGCAUACGGGCCCAAACCAACAAGGGUGUCUAACAUGCUACCAACGCGACUUGUACGCUCUGUCUCUAACCUGCCGGACCUGGGAAAAGGCGGUUAGGCCAAAGCUUUACAAUCGGAUCCAUAUUAUCGGCAAUGAUUCCCCAGCCCAGUUGAAGAAAUAUCGGAUGAAGCGCGGAAGCCGGUUGAAACUUCUACGGCGCACUCUCCGAGAAAGAAAAUUGCUCGCCAACCUUGUCCUUGAACUUCGUGUCCCCCAGAUGGACCUUUUGUUUACGCAAGGGAGGCAGAGCACCCAAUGGGAAGAGUACCGAGACUUAGUGGCAUCGGUCGUCAUGGUUUGCCCAAACCUGGAACGGUUGUUGGGCUUGAGUAUUCCGUAUAACCACCAAUUCGAUCGUUUGACCCAUGCAUUAUCCACACGACGGAAGUUGAAGGAGCACACAUGGCUCUUGGGUGAGGCAAUGGAUGUAUCGGAGGGAUCGCCUCGCAGCACCUCUUGCCCUGGAAGCCUGGGUCCCUCACAGAUGUUCGAGUUUCUGGACUAUCACGUCUCGUGGACAAAUCUGGAAACUCUGAUGUUGCACGGGCUGAGCGAGAAUAAUGCUCUCGAACCGAGCAUCUUUCUACGCAUGUUGAGCCUCUUGCCAUCGUUGCGAAAUUUGUGCAUCGCAAACUUCGACGCAGAAGCCUUCGCGGAUAGCACUUUGCUGUGCCUCCCAGCUCUGGAAUCGUUGCGACUGGAGAACCUCCCUGGUGUUACCGAUACGGGCUUAUCGCAGUACACUUCACGCGCUGAAUCACACUCACUCAAAGUAUUGGCCCUAAUUGAACAAAAUAUUGAAUCAUUACUUGUGAUCUCCAAGAUUUUGGCAUCCUUGCCACAAUUGGAACGGUUUAAGAUCGUUCAAAAUAACAAAUGCCCCACCCUGAAUAGUGAUGGCAUCGUCUUCCAACCGUUAUUCGCUUCGUCCAGCCUGAAAUAUCUUCACUGGGAUAUUGCUUGUCCGAAUCCUAACACUGCACUCACAAGGCUAGAUUAUGCUCCUUUUGUGAAACCUCCUAGACAUAUGAACACGCCGAAUUCUCAUCUCGCUCAAAGCAUUAUCUCUGACGGGUUUCCCCGCCUAGAGGCGCUUCGUGCGCCAUCUGAUAUAGAGCCUCCUGGUGUUCUUCAGGCUGUCUGUCAGCCUAUUCCCAGGGGUCAGGCCCUUCUUCAACCCGAUCGAUAUAGCCUCCCUCGCAGCUCCCACGGUUCUGUUAACACACGACCAAUGGCCCUGCCUGCAGGGAACAACCUCACAUCUGCUCGAAUACGGGCGCAGACCUUCAUUGACAUGGCUGCGAAGGACACAGAAACAGGAAUGCGGGUAAUUGUCACUGACCAUUCAGACGGCUAUGUGCCGGACAGUGCAUUAGAAGACUUGUCGGAUGAUGAAUUGGAUAUGGACUUGGACGACUCUGGAGAGUGGGAUACAUCCGAUCAACAGCGGGAUGAUAGGUCACCUGAGAACCGCGACGGGCCUCUGAUUGUGUGCGACUUCAGGAUGCCGGCUUAUAUGGGUCGAAUUGGCAGCAGGGAGAAGGACAGAGACGUAUCCAUCCCACGGUUUAUCCUGCGUCCCGACAUACAGGGACAGGAAGCCGACGGUGGUCUGGUUGGCUGGAGGCACAUACUGGCAUCAAAUCAGUCAUUAACGUACGCCGCUGGGGUUGGAGUGCACUGUUUUGGAAAUAAAAACAGCAGCAGUCCGCUCCCGGAGGAGCCCCCGUCUCCCGCAUCGACUACAGUCAGCCGAUUUGGAUUUGGAAGCAUUACCAGGAGUUCAACAUUUGGGACUAGUCCGAACACUCCCAUCACACCGUUGACGCCGAUGAGCCUCUCAUCCCCAGCUGCACUUCCCUGGGACAAGGACACAUGCACCGGUUCCUGGAAUUACAGCCAUAAAAAUGGCCGAGACUGGUGGUCCCAUGUGGAGCGUGAACGCCCGGGGAAUGUUAAGACCAUUGAUGUUAAACGGCUUUUCUAACCAGUUAACGAUUCUCGCUCAGAUUUGAACAUUCUCACGAUUUAUAUCACUCGUCUUACGCCCCUUCUAUGUUUUCAAACCGUUCCCUCUUUCAAACUAGCAAGCUGGCAGGGCCCAUGCAAUUGAAGUUGCGCGAGAUGGCGUUCUGGGUGGACA